Messenger RNA from Chironomus riparius, 1788 nucleotides. The record is from the annotation of a GenBank genome assembly. NCBI's taxonomy places the organism in Eukaryota, Metazoa, Arthropoda, Insecta, Diptera, Chironomidae.
AUGGGUUGGAAAUUCUUGUGUUGUGUAGCACCAGAACGCUCAAAGAAACGUACUGGAUCAUUAGAGACAUCCCUUGACUUUUCCCGAUGUAAUUUGACGGAGAUUCCAAUGAUUGAAGACAAUAUUGAUGUUUUGACAGACAUAGACUUUUCAUAUAACAAAAUUACAGAACUGGAUCCUAUUCUGAUGAGAGCCAAAAACCUGAGAGUAUUGAAUUUGUCUGAUAAUCAGUUACGACAUAUUCCAGAGCAACUUUCUAGUGCCUUUAAGAAUUUAAAAGUUAUAAAUGUCUCGCAUAACUUAAUGACGGAGAUUCCAACAUUCUUCAAUGCGAAUUUCACACAUUUACAUACAAUAGAUCUAAGUAAUAAUCCAAUCAACAAGAUUCUUGAUGGGACAAUAACUGAUCUCGUUUCAUUGAAAGAGCUGAGACUUAAUGCUUGCAAUCUCAACUUUUUACCAGCAAAUAUAGCGAAAUUAGUGAAUCUAGAAAGUCUAGAGCUGCGUGAGAAUUAUCUUGAAUCACUUCCACUAUCGAUUAAAAUGUUAACUAAGCUUCAUCUACUGGACAUUGGGAGAAACAAUUUUGAGGAGCUACCAGCUGAACUUGGAUAUUUAUUUAACAUUCAGGAACUUAUCGUUGACGAAAACAAUUUAAUGGAUCUAAGCGUUGUAUCAGAAUUAAUUAAUUUAAAACAUUUGGAUAUUAGCAAUAAUAAUUUAAUACAAUUUCCCGAAGAAGUGACUAAAUGCUCAAUGCUUGAGACGUUGUAUGGCGAUGGAAAUGAAUUUGAAAUUUUACCAGAUAGCAUAGAGAAUUUAAAGAAACUCACAAGACUUAAUCUCAAUUAUGUACGAUUAAAGCACUUGACAAACUCAAUUGGAUUUUGUCAAUCACUCGAGGAGCUGAAUAUUCAUGAAAACUUUUUAGAAUACUUGCCAUCGUCAAUUGGCUUCUUGCGGAAUCUAAAAACACUUGUGGCCUAUGAGAAUCGUUUAAUGCAAUUGCCAAAUGAAUUAGCGUCGUGUGUAAACUUGAUACUGCUGAAUGUAGCAAAUAACAAGUUGAAAAGGCUGCCUGAUAACAUUGGAUAUUUGAAGCAAUUGAGAAGCUUGAAUGUUAUGGGAAAUUAUUUAAUGUAUCUUCCACUCUCAUUGGAUAUGCUGCAAAAUUUAGAAGGAUUAUGGUUGUCGCCAUUUCAAGAAGGCAUGAAAAAGCCAAAUUUAUCAAGAGUUGAAUUAAUGGACGGGAUUGUCUUAACUUCGCCACUACUCGAACAGAAUUAUAAGCCAAUCGAUAAUAAAUCUAUGAAAAGUAACUGUAAGAUUCAUUUUGAAAUUAAUAAUGCACAAUCUGAUGAUGAUGAAGGAACAAGAAAUGAACCAGAAAGAAUUCGAUCGCCAGAACAUCAUCACAUCAUCAGAAUCCCAACACCAACACAACGAGAACGAAAGAGACUAGAGAAAUUUGCACGCACAAUUAGUGCUGAACGGAAAGAUGUGACGAAAAAUUUUGAGAUUAAAGAGGCUCGUGUUGCAUCAACAUCCAGCAGUUAUGCAAAUGUACCGCGACAACGUCGUUCACUCGAUCCUGAAUAUAUAGAAAUUAAUAAUACAAACGAGUUCAGACCACUUCCACCACCGUACAUAAUAGCUUGUCAAUACAGCAAGAUGAGUCAAUCGGAUAUAGAAAAUUUUCAGAAAAUGAAUAGAAAUAGUAUUAGUAACGAUUAUAAUAAUUCUAAUCUACCUUUACUUUCGACAGCGAGGAACGAUUUGGUGCAAUGA